Messenger RNA from Sinocyclocheilus grahami, 5486 nucleotides. RefSeq names its product calcium channel, voltage-dependent, alpha 2/delta subunit 2b (gene cacna2d2b). The transcript has 37 exons. Gene Ontology annotation, molecular function: voltage-gated calcium channel activity. The record is from RefSeq and is a predicted model, not a curated record. Lineage: Eukaryota; Metazoa; Chordata; Actinopteri; Cypriniformes; Cyprinidae. Gene Ontology annotation, cellular component: voltage-gated calcium channel complex. The coding region runs from base 279 to 3326 and encodes 1015 amino acids.
UUCAAAUAUGAUUAACAAUGUAUUCUCUCUUUUGUAUGAAUUAAUGGAUAUUAAGUGGAUGUCUUUUGGGGAAAUGAAUGGGGUCGCGCGCAGAUCUGUGGGGUGUCGCAAGCGCUCGUGCACGGCAGCAUCAUCACGCGCAGCAUCUUUCGCCCACCGAUAUCAUUGUACCUUCUCAGACAAAAAGAGCGUUACUACCGCGUUGCAUCUGGAUAUUCUGCUCUCCUGGAUAACCGUGAGGGUAUUUGUGCGGCUGGAUUGGAGUGUUUUCAUGGAAAAUGGCGAGAUGGGCUCACGCAUGUCUGCUGCUGAUGAUGGGGAUUUUCAGCGGAUCGUGGACCGCAGUGGACGCACUCACAUUUCCACAGCAUUACACGAUCAUGCACUGGGCUCGUCGCAUUGAACAGGAGAUUGACAGAGUCCUGCAGCACAUCAGUGGCGCUCAACAACUGAAAGGGAUCUACAGUGAGAAGAGAAGGCAGUUCAGUCUGGUCAGAAAUAACCCUCGAGAAAUCGUAGAGAAAGUUGCGACUGACAUCGAGAGACUGCUGGCCAAGAAACGCAAAGCGCUUGAGAAACUUGCGAGUGAAGCAGAGCGUCUUCAGAAAGAGCAUCGGUGGCAGGAUGGAAUCAAGGAGGAAAAUAUUGAAUAUUAUAACUCUAAAGCAGAGAUGGACUAUGACGGUGAGGACAUUGAUUCCCAGAUGUCGUUGAAACUGGAGUUUGUGUAUGAUCCGAACUUCAAAAACCAUGUGAAUUACUCACACACUGCCGUCCAGAUCCCCACAGACAUCUACAAAGGCGCUCCGGUGAUUCUGAACGAGCUGAACUGGACGCAGGCGUUAGAGCGAGUCUUCAUAGAGAACAGCAGAGACGACCCAUCGUUGCUCUGGCAAGCAUUUGGUAGCGCCACCGGCGUCACAAGAUACUAUCCAGCUGCUCCCUGGAGAGCGCCAGAUAAGAUCGACCUUUAUGAUGUACGACGCCGACCGUGGUACAUUCAAGGAGCGUCAUCGCCCAAAGAUAUGGUCAUCCUCGUAGACGUGAGCGGAAGCGUCAGUGGACUCACUCUCAAACUGAUCAAAGCUUCGGUCAUGGAAAUGCUCGACACACUCUCAGACGACGAUUACGUCAAUGUGGCCAGGUUCAAUGAGAAGGCUGAGGCUGUGGUGCCCUGUUUUAAGCACCUGGUUCAAGCGAACGUGCGCAAUAAGAAGAUCUUUAAAGAGGCUGUGCAGCAGAUGCAGGCCAAAGGAACCACCGAUUACAAAUCCGGCUUUCAUUUCGCCUUUAAUCAGCUGCUAAAUAAGACAAAUGUUCCUCGAGCCAACUGUAAUAAAAUCAUCAUGUUAUUUACUGACGGAGGGGAGGACCGAGCUCAGGACAUCUUUGAGCAGUACAACUGGCCCAAUAAGACGGUUCGUGUGUUCACGUUCUCGGUGGGGCAGCACAAUUAUGAUGUCACUCCGCUGCAGUGGAUCGCAUGUGCUAAUAAGGGAUACUAUUUUGAGAUCCGCUCCAUCUGUGCUAUAAGGAUUAACACCCAGGAAUAUCUGGACGUGUUGGGCCGCCCCAUGGUUCUGGCAGGAAGAAGUGCCAAGCAGGUGCAAUGGACCAACGUCUAUCAGGACGCGCUGGGUCUGGGGCUGGUGGUGACGGGGACAAUGCCGGUGUUCAACCUCACUGUGGACGGAAACUCUCAGAAUCAGCUGAUUUUAGGGGUUAUGGGGGUCGACGUUCAUCUGGAUGAGCUGAAGAGACUCACGCCACAAUACAAGCUGGGAGCAAACGGAUACAUCUUUGCCAUCGACCCAAAUGGAUACGUGCUGAUGCAUCCGAACCUGCAGCCUCGAAAAGAGGAUUUGCCAGAGCCCGUGACGCUGGACUUCCUGGAUGCAGAAGUAGAAGACAGCAGCAAACAGGAGAUUCGUCGGCAAAUGAUUGAUGGCCGAUCGGGAGAGAUGACAAUCAAAACUCUAAUUAAAUCAAUGGAUGAGCGCUACAUUGACGAGGUCAUGCGUAUGUACAGCUGGACGGCCGUUAACGACACUGAUUACAGUCUGGGUCUGGUACUUCCUCCGUACAGUGAAUAUUACAUCCAGGCUGAUCUCAGCGAUGUCAUGUUACAGCUGCAGUAUUUACAGUCUCUGCUGCCGAACUCGUUUGAGUCGGCUGGUCACGUGUUUCUAGCUCCCAGAGAAUACUGCAAGCGUCUGCAGAUGGCUGAGAAUAACACACAGUUCCUGGCGGACUUCCUGUCUCUGAUGGUGGAGAUCUCACCUGAAUCUGAAGACUGUGAUCAGGGUCUCAUUCAUAACCUUCACUAUGGAUCUAUGGAUGAUCUGUUAAUCUCAGAGAACGGCACUGUGGGGAUUUUGGUCACCACGGCCGUGGAGGUUGUGAUCGGGGGCAAAACCAUGAAGCCUGCAGUGGUCGGCGUCAAACUGGAUUUGGAGGCCUGGGUCGACAAGUUCAAGAUCCUUGCCAGCAACGUAUCAGACAGCAGACAGGCCGCACAUAAGUGCGGCCCCUCCAGAUCCUGUGAGAUGGACUGUGAAGUGAACAGCGAUGAUUUGUUGUGUUACCUGAUCGAUGACGGAGGUUUCCUGGUGAUGUCCAAUCAGAGAGACCACUGGAAGAAGGUGGGUUUGUUCUUUGGCGAGGUCGACCCCUACCUGAUGUUCGCCCUCUACAACAACUCAAUCUACGCCCGUCAUCAGACCUUCCAGUAUCAGUCAGCCUGCGAGCCAAUGGCCAGCAGCCACACGGGAGCCGCGCACAGAGGAUUCUACGUGCCCUCCAUUGCUGAUUUUCUCAGUCUGGCCUGGUGGACAUCAGCAGCUGCGUGGUCUGUUCUGCAGCAGUUCCUGUAUGGACUCAUCUACAGUAGCUGGUUCACCACAGAAGAUGUCUGGGCUGAGAGUUCGGACACUAAAGGGAGCAGCAGCUGUGUUACGGUUCACAGUCAGUUCUACUUCACCAACACCACCAACUCCUUCAACGUGCUGCAGGAUUGUGGGAACUGCUCCAGGUUGUUCCACGCCAAGCGUAUAGAAAACACGAACCUGUUGUUUGUGGUGGCUGAGACUCUGCCCUGCAGCUCCUGCGAGAUCGAGAAACUCCUCCCUGUCAGAACAAAGUCUCAAGAAGAGAAUCCAUGUGAGGUGUUAAACUCCGCCCGCUAUCGGAAAGGCCCUGACAAAUGCUUUGACUACAACACAGAGGAGAACACGUCGGAGUGUGGCAGCGCUCACUCUUUACACUGUCCGAUGCGAGUUCUGCUCUGGAUUCAGUUAUUGUCGCUUUACCUCAUUCUACUAUCGUAAUCUGAGUCCCACUGCCUUCGGUGUUCCUGUCCCUCAUCCGUACGCAACUCCGGUCCUGGUUUUCCGGCUCUCUAUCUCAUCGUGAGGUGCAUUCCAGCUGUGUGCCAUUACAGCAGAGCAUGAUGGGAAAACAUGUCUUAGUAACCCCGACAUUGUGCAGAUCCAAAAAAACAAAACUGUCUUAAAUCAUUUCACCUUUAUAUUCGUAAAACGUCCAAAAAAAGUAUUUUUGCUUGCCAAAAACAGGAAAGGACCUGGUUUGUUUCAAAACACUGGAACACGACACGAGUUUUGGCUGUUAUUAUCACAAUCUCGCAUUGUGUGUUUAUUUGAGUCUUGCUUCGUUCUCGAUUUAGUGCCAAACCCUGACGUAUGUGAAUGCUCAAACGCUGGGGACUCGCAGCUUUCAUUGAAAUAUUGUUUUUUUGAAGCUUCCUUACCAAGAGAGAAUGUUGUAUUAUUAUCGCAAACUGCUUCGUUUAGGAAAAAAGAAAAAUAUUUAGAUUUUGUUUCGUGUUCAUUUAGAGCUUUUGUCGAAAGUUUUAAGGGCAUAUAUUGUGUCUAAAAAUUGCUGCCUGGUUUGUUACCCAACAGUGCCUUGGCGCACUUGUCCGAAUGGACCAACAAUAGCACUGGACGUGGAUUCGACUGACCCUGAAUGAAUGCUGGAGAAAUAUACGGUAUUGAAUGUUUACAGUAUAAGGGUGAAUGUCAUGAAACCUGGCAAAAGUUCAUAUUUCACCCCAAAAUCAAAAGAUAUAAAUAGGAAAUGUCACAUAAAGAAAGUGAAGCACAUUUUUAGGACCAUUAAGAUUUCAAAAGCACAUUUUCCCUCCAAAUAUCAUUACCGUAAUGCGAAAAAACACUUUUUCUUAUUACUGUAAUUUUACAAUAUGGUAGCAUUUGUUACACUGCCUUAAUUUAUGAUUAUUCAAAUAGUAAAAAAAACAUUAAAAUAAUGUCACAAUGCAAAAAAAAUAAAUAUCCACAAUGUUCCUACAAAUACCCUUCAUUUUCUUUUUAAGAGUUUUUGGGAAUUUUUCUGUUGAUUUUGGGGUGUUUCUCGUGAGACUCGCCCGUGCACGUAUUUUUGGCGUUCAGUAUGGGUUUAUUACACUUAUUCUACUGGUUCUGUCUUUAGAAAGUCACUCAAAUGGUUUUAUCUUUUUCUGAUGUAAAUAUGAUUAUUCCACACUGACUUGAUCUAGUUCAGUGUGUUUUAAUGAAAUGGAAUGCAAGCUGAUGUUUCGAUGUGCCGCUGCAUGCUGGGAAAAAUGAUAACUGCUAUUAAACUUGAUGAUUUUAGAACAUUUACUGGAAGGACAGUCGACCCUUCGAGCCAUUGAACGGACUAACUUUAUCUUCUUAAUGAGUCCGUAGAUAUUAUCCAAGGGUCGAUAUGUAUUUAUUUUGAUUUAAUUUAAAAGAUAUGGUGUGUAUAUUGCUUGCGAAAUGUAUCAAGUGUGAAUUUUGAGACGCUUUCAUGCUUUUAUUGAAAUGUUUUGGAUUUUAUCGCAGAUGUUUUGUUGCUUUUCAGUGAUUAUAUAUAACAUUUUAAAGAAAAAUUUGUUUGUUGUAUUUCAUCUUUUAACGUGGCCACACUUCCAAAACAAACGUACUUCCAAAUGAAUGGGUCGAGAUUCUUCUGAAUUGAACUGAAAGGGUUUCGCUUGACGUAUUUUGUAUCGUAAUGGCUUGAGCAAUACUUUGAAUUAUGUCAACUACGCUGAAAUGCAAGUGAGCGCUACUGAAUUAGUGUAAAGAGAGCAUGAAAUCAGUAUUGAGCCGCUUUCUUUGGAUGACUUUGAUUCAAGCUUGUCUUUGAAUAUUGGCUUAAUGUUUGUAUGUGCAUUAUGAGCAUUCUAACAGUAUUAUUUCAUGCCAAUAUAAGAGUAUUUAUACUAUUGUCUUUGUGUAAAAAAUUAUCAGUGUUACAAUGAAUUUAAUGAUGUGAAUAGGAAUGUUUUCAUUCUUUUUUUGUUUGUUUUUUAUUUCGUUCUGCAGAUGUUUGUUAAUUAUGUGAAAGGGGUUUUCCUCCCUUUCUGCGGUCUUCCAUAUCACUUCAUUUUGUACAGAUGGCUAACUUUGUAUCAUAUUGUGUCAUUCACUUCUGGGAGAUGUUUAUAAGAGAAUUGGUGAGAUAAAGACAUUCAUAUUUUU